Molecule: messenger RNA, 1906 nt
Organism: Schistosoma mattheei
Lineage: Eukaryota; Metazoa; Platyhelminthes; Trematoda; Strigeidida; Schistosomatidae
Source: the annotation of a GenBank genome assembly
UAUGAUAUCUGAAGCAUGGACUAACAGUAAUAUUUCCGACCGAAGUAUAUCUCUUGAUAACUAUUCCCUAUAUAGAAGCGAUAGAUUGAAUGGACGAGGCGGAGGAUGCCUUAUUUACGCUCACUCUAGCCUAAACUCACUGCUAUGUGAUAUGCCUGAACUAAACAAACUGAAGGAUUCGGUGUGGAUUGUAUUAAAGCCGUCGAAUUCCGUUACCUUACUGCUCGGCUGUGUUUAUCGUCAACCUAACGCAUCAAUAGAUGAAAUAGCAGUAUUAUCGGAGGUAUUCACACUAGCAUCAUCCCUCUCAUUCACAGGCAAGCUCAUUUGUGGUGACUUCAAUAUGCCCGAAAUUUCUUGGCUGCCAGUCAAAGCGCCGAGACGUUAUGAAUCAUUUAUUGAAUGUCUAGAGCUUGGACAAUGGACUCAGUAUGUCGAUAGCCCUACCAGACAUCAAAACAUCUUAGACUUAGUCUUUACCAGUGGCCUCAUCCCCAAUACUUUGUAUAUUGGAAAAAAGUUCCCAGGUAGUGAUCACAACAUUGUCAUAUGCAGCCUUAAUGUAAAAACCACAACCGAUAGAAGUAAAACCGUAACACUUCGUAGAAACUAUCGCAAGGUUGAUUGGAAUAACUUCCACAAUUACCUAAGAAGCACUGAUUGGAGAACUUUCUUUACCUCAAACAAUACCGACACAUUAACCAAUAUAUUUUAUCACAACAUCAAAAGUAUCAUCAACAACAUCGCACCUUUAGAAUACUGUAAACCUACGUUCUCCAAAGAUCUCUAUAUACCGGUCAGUACAAGAAGACGUCUUCAAAGACAUUGUACUCGAUUCCACAACUUAAAUGACUUUUCCUCUUUAGUAACGAUGACAGAAAUACUUGUCCGAACAGAGGCAAUAAGUAAACAAAAAGCAGUAGCACAGGAAAAACGUGCAGUUGAACUUAAUAAUAACUCCUCUGCACUCACCAUACUACUCCAAAAUAAACUUAAACGCUCUAAAUCGAGAGGGAGUAUAUUCAUUAAAGGCAAACAAGUAUACGAAGAUCCCAAACUUAUCACAGAAUUAUUUAGUGAACAUUUUUGUUUCUCACUAACUAACGAAAAACCAUUUAAUGAUUCAGAACCAAUCCCAGUAACUCCCUGUGAAAUUACUAAUGUAGAAUUCAGUGUACAAAAUAUCUCCAAGGCAAUCAGUACAUUGAAACACUCCUACACUGAUGGACCAGAUGGUAUCCCAUCUAGCAUGCUAAAACGUGGAGGUGAUGAUAUGUGUGUUUUGCUUCUCAAACUAUUCGCGAUAUCACUCUCUUCAGCGUGUUACCCUACUGCCUGGAAAACUACACAUAUCAUUCCCAAAAUUAAAACAGGACCUGAAGCAAACGUUGAAAAUUACCGGCCUAUAAACAUAACUUCAGUGGUAUCCAGAGUGAUGGAAAAAGUAGUUAAGGCGGCUGUAGUCCAACAUCUACUAACUAAUAAUCUCAUCUCGACCUCCCAGCAUGGAUUUCUUAGGUCCAGAUCAUGCGAUACAUGCCUAGUAGACUACCUGAAUGAUAUAACUCUGAAACGAGACAGCGGACUCCUUGUAUCAGUCCUAUUCCUAGACUUUAAGAAAGCCUUUGAUAAGGUCCCACACAAAAGGCUACUCGUCAAACUAAAGUCCUUCGGAAUACACAACCCACUGUACUCAUGGUUUGCUUCGUUCUUAACAGAACGUAAACAGAUGGUAAAGUACAAUGACUGUCUCUCGUCCCCUAGACCAAUCACCAGUGGAGUCAUCCAGGGAAGCGUAUUAGGUCCACUUUUGUUUCUUAUGUAUAUAAACGAUAUAUGUAACACCAUAGAAUUUGGGAAACCAUACUUAUAUGCUGAUGAUCUCAAAAUAGUAUACAGCUAUAAG